Molecule: messenger RNA, 1488 nt
Organism: Drosophila biarmipes
Lineage: Eukaryota; Metazoa; Arthropoda; Insecta; Diptera; Drosophilidae
Gene: JMJD4
Product: 2-oxoglutarate and iron-dependent oxygenase JMJD4 homolog
Exons: 2
Coding region: 129-1388 (419 amino acids)
Biological process (GO): negative regulation of gene expression; positive regulation of translational termination; protein hydroxylation
Cellular component (GO): nucleus; cytoplasm
Molecular function (GO): sequence-specific DNA binding; histone H4R3 demethylase activity
Source: RefSeq, a predicted model, not a curated record
GUAGUUGAUGGCCACCCUAUUUCAUAACAAACAAAGUUGUAAUUGGACCUUUACAAACAUCACCCAUAAAACAACAGCCAGUGCAUGAUUAAGGGCCUGGGGACACCGAGGACCAACUGCCAGACCGAAUGGCGUCAGAGGAGCGCAAUGGGGACCACUUGCUCCAGCUGCAUCCCGAGGAAGUCGGGCAAAAUGACAGGCAGCUGCCCAGGGAAAUCGAGCGGUGUUCUGGCCUGAGUUACAAUGACUUCUUCUGGCGCUACAUGCACAAGAACCUCCCGGUCAUCAUUACAGACGUCUCCAACGACUGGGAGUGCCGGAACUGGACGGUUCCCCAGGAAGCCCGGGACCUCAACUCCAAUCUGAGCUCAUCUUCCAUCAACUUCGACUACCUCAAAGGCAAGAUUUCCAAUUGCCCGGUUCCGGUCGCCGAUUGCAACUCAUCGUACUUCAACAGUCACACCAAGCUGGAGCUCAACUUCCACGAUUACCUGGAGAAGUGGAGAAGCGGCAUUGAAAACCAAUCCUCGACGACGCAGGAAGUCAACAGCAAUGUGGAUCCCACGAGCAGGGACAAUCUCUACCUCAAGGACUGGCAUCUCGCCGCGCAAAUGCCGGGCUAUAACUUCUACAAGGUGCCUAAAUACUUUGCCUCCGACUGGCUGAACGAGCAACUGAUUGACCAGCAGAAGGACGACUACAGAUUCGUCUACAUGGGACCCAAGAACUCUUGGACCUCCUAUCAUGCGGAUGUGUUUGGCUCCUUCAGCUGGUCCACCAACAUUGUCGGCCUUAAGAAAUGGUUGAUAAUGCCGCCGGGCGAGGAGCUCAAACUGAACGAUCGCUUGGGGAAUCCGCCCUUCAGCAUAGACGAGAAAAUGCUGGAUGAACACAACGUCCGGUAUUACACUAUCAACCAGCGGGCCAAUGAGGCUGUCUUCGUGCCCAGUGGCUGGUGCCAUCAGGUGUGGAAUCUAACCGACACCAUAUCCAUCAAUCACAACUGGUUCAAUGCCUGCAACAUAGCCAUGGUCUGGCAAAACCUCAGGAACAACUUGAAGGCCGUUUGCAAAGAGAUCUCCGACUGCCAGCAGAUGGACAAUUUUGAGGCCCACUGCCAGACAAUGCUGAGGGCCAGCUUUGGCAUCAACUACCUCGAUUUUAUAGAGCUCCUGGAGUUCAUAGCCACUCGCCGGUUGGUCGAGGCAACCGCUGCCACCAAGUUUUUACUAUUCGAUAGGUAUAGGAUGAACGAUUAUCAUGUGCAAUACGACCUCGAGUGCUUAAGGAAGAUCACAAGGACACUGACAGAGGAUCCGACUGUUCAGCGUAGUGCCCUUCAAUUAGAGGAUCGCUGCCGGCACCUGCUCGCCCGAUUAGAAUUUUAGUAACAGCACGUGGAAAAGGCCUUGGCGUAUUUUUAUACCAAACUUGUAUUCAUAUACAAACGAUAGUCGUAAUAUUUUAAUACAGAUAUUUAAACACCAA